AUCCAAAAUAAUAAAGAUCUCUCUCUCUCUCUCUCUCUAUAUAUAUAUACAUAUCUUUUUAACAGGCGAGUAAUAAGAGAAAUGCCCAAAAAAUAAAUAAACUCAACUGCAGGAGCACUGCAGCAGAAUAUAACUUUCUUUUUUCCUUCAUUUUUUCAUUCUUUUCUCUUUGUUUUUUUUCCUUCUUUUUUGCUAAAUAGAGUGUAAAUGAAUAUGAAUUGUACAAAUAUCAUUAUAAUACAGACAACAUUUAUUUGUUGGUUGGUUGCUCCAACCAUUAAGCAAUCAGUGCAAGAGAAUAUCUCUCCAUCUUCUUUCUUCAAUUCAUUGAUUCAUUCCGAUGGUGAAUACAUUGCCCUCUCUCGAUCUCACCCACCACUCCGAUUUCGACGCAUUAGCUUCAUCUCCAUCUGCGGCUACGGUUCCCUCCUCUCCGAGACAAGUGCCAGAAUCACUUUCCCCCGUCUCUUCAACUCCGUCGGACGCAUCUUUUCACUCACCGUGUUGCCAAUAUCAAAACUCAGGAAAUUGCCGGACUUUCUGUUGAACCAUGUGAUGGUGAAAUCGUUGUUGUAGCCGUUUUUGAGAUAAAGAAAACAUUUUUUAAGAGUCACCUUCGUCCUUGGCUUAAGCCUUA
Molecule: messenger RNA, 637 nt
Organism: Glycine soja
Lineage: Eukaryota; Viridiplantae; Streptophyta; Magnoliopsida; Fabales; Fabaceae
Exons: 3
Coding region: 208-576 (122 amino acids)
Source: RefSeq, a predicted model, not a curated record